AUGAGAACCCAAGCGCUGUUCUUCCUCACAUUCGCCCUUCUCGCCGUGCUCGCGCAGUCCAGCAACAGGCACCACCACCACCACUCCCAUGUUCAAAGCAGAGGGCAGGGAGCAGGAGGAGGAGGAGGAGGAGGAGGAGGAGGGGAGCUUGCGAGCCGGGGCAAGGCGGCGGCGCGAGCGUGGCCGUGCUGCGACAGCUGCGGCGGGUGCACCAAGUCGGAGCCGCCGCGGUGCCAGUGCCUGGACGCCGUCCCCCGCGGGUGCCACCCGGCGUGCAGGGACUGCGUCAAGUCCAGCCUCAGCGCCGACCCGCCGGUGUACCAGUGCAUGGACCGCGUCCCUAACUUCUGCCAGCGCCGCUGCACCGCGCCCGCCGCCGCGCACUGA
Molecule: messenger RNA, 387 nt
Organism: Miscanthus lutarioriparius
Lineage: Eukaryota; Viridiplantae; Streptophyta; Magnoliopsida; Poales; Poaceae
Source: the annotation of a GenBank genome assembly